Messenger RNA from Teleopsis dalmanni, 845 nucleotides. RefSeq lists its product as uncharacterized. The record is from RefSeq and is a predicted model, not a curated record. Lineage: Eukaryota; Metazoa; Arthropoda; Insecta; Diptera; Diopsidae. Gene Ontology annotation, cellular component: cell surface. Gene Ontology annotation, biological process: cell-matrix adhesion. The annotation marks the transcript as partial. The transcript has 4 exons.
CUACUUUUAGGCUUUAAUGCCAUGAAAUAAAAUGUCUAAUAACCGAAGAAAAAGAAAUGAUAAAAUCAGUUAGUUAAAGAAGUUUAAAGCGGAAAGGUAUGAAAUACUUUUGUCUUAUAAAUUAUUUUCCAUUUAUGGUAAACAUCCAAAUGGUGAUUUCUUUUAAUUGCAAAGAAAUUUUGGGUGACGAAAAUGUAAAGUUUUUAGAGUGGGCUGCAAUGGAACCAUGUGUCGAUGAAGUUAAUAAUGAAGAAUUAUCUCAAAAUUUAAGUGAAAACAUUUGGAGAUUAGUUAAAUUGAAUUUUGUAAGCAUUGAACUUAUACCACCCAACGUUUAUCAGAAGCUGGGACAAGUUUUAACUUCAAUAUCAACAGAAGAAUUGCGUAAUGUGACAAUGGCUCGUUUCGAAACCGUGGAAGCAUUUGGUGCAAUACAACAUACGUUGAUUACAAUUGGUUUUAAAGAGGAACAGUUAAAAGUGCUUGCACAAAAACUUCGUAACGAAUGGAUAGGGAAGAAUCCGGAAACGUAUUCGGAGUACGAUUUAAUUGCAAUGGGUGAAAUUAUAUGCUAUUUGAAUACCACAGAUAUUGAUGCAAUACAUGCUGAUGCAUUUAAGGAAGCUGUUCAAUGGAUAGGACAACUAAAAAACUGUCCCCACGAUCGACUGGAGGCAUUUGCUAAACUCUCAAAGCAGAGUAAUUCCUUUGGAGACCCACAAAAUUGGUCUAAAUUAGAUGUAAUACUUUUAGGAAACGUUAUAAACGGUUUGACCAGUUCAGAUAUUGCCUUAAUUGAUAGCAAUAAACUAAACUUAAACCGGUAUUAUAUACAAAAUAGUAAC